Hyalella azteca is the source of this 1870-nucleotide messenger RNA. Its product is annotated as transcription factor BTF3 homolog 4. The transcript has 5 exons. Bases 172 to 909 code for a protein of 245 amino acids. The record is from RefSeq and is a predicted model, not a curated record. Gene Ontology annotation, cellular component: cytosol; nascent polypeptide-associated complex. NCBI's taxonomy places the organism in Eukaryota, Metazoa, Arthropoda, Malacostraca, Amphipoda, Hyalellidae.
AGUUGGUGCCACGCUUCUUGAAGUGGUUUGUAUGUAAAGUGAAUAGAUUUUUUUUUACUAAUGAGCAGUUUUUGUCUGGGAUGCUUCAAUUGAGGUAGCAUGUUUGUCACGUGGUAACCUUAGCCGACAAUGCCGAACUCCUAGUUGAUAAUCGGUCGCCAUUCGAUCAACAUGGUAUGCACAAUGAAUGCCGAGAAAUUAUCCAAGCUACAGUCGCAGGUGCGCAUUGGCGGCAAGGGAUCCGCCAGGAGGAAGAAGAAGAUUGUGCGUAAAGUUACCACAACUGAUGACAAAAAGAUCCAAAGUCAUCUUAAAAAAUUAUCUGUUAAUAGCAUUUCUGGUAUUGAAGAGGUGAACAUGAUUAAGGACGAUGGGCGCGUGAUCAAUUUCAACAAUCCCACCGUGCAAGCCUCACUUGGAGCCAACACAUUUGCCAUCACUGGCCACUCUGAGGACAAGCACUUCACAGAACUUCUUCCUGGCAUCCUCAACCACCUUGGUGCUGAAGGCUUCAGUCAUAUCAAGCGCCACGCCUCCAGCAUGGCGCAAGGCAUGGGUGCUGCCAUUGAUGAUGAAGAUGUGCCUGAUCUUGUAGAAGACUUCGAAGCCGCAAGCAAGACUGACAAUGUGGCUGCCAAGAAGGUCGAGAAAGGCGAAGAAGCUGACGACGAAGAUGAGGACGAUGAUGACGAAGGUGGGAAAAGCAAACAAGAUAAACCUAAGACCAAAAAGGCCAAUAAGAAGACAGCAAAAAAAUCCUCGUCAACUGCCGCGCAGAGCGACAGUUCGCCUGAAAAGGAUGACAGCUCUUGCGAUUCACCCAAGAAGAGCGACAAGUUACAAGCAAAAAGCGAUGACUCCGAUGCUGCUGUUGCUGAAGUUCCUGCUGCAGCUGCCAAGGAGGACUAGUUUUUGCAGACCUAGCUAUUUUACCGGCAGUUCUAUUUGGCUUGCUGACUAGGAUCGUUACUGUUUCAAUUUUUAUUUUUGCCUUAUGUUACGAAAAGAUCGUUUAAUUUGACUUGUUUGAAAGAAAGCUACUGUAAAGUGGUUUCGUUCUCAAGAUUGAUCUUUAGAGCAAUAACGAUACGCGUCAGUCAUUUUUAUCACUGCUAAAUUAGUGUUAAUUCCAGCACGAUCGGGCAGUGCUUGAGUAACGAUCUUGGUCAGAUGCCAGAGGCUGCAGCGAUUUGAUCUAAUGUUAGCUUUUCCAAUUGAUUUCUUGUCGCGAGUGCCCCAGUAGUGUCUGAUCUAACAUUUGCGCUUCAUUGGAAUAUUUGUUUAUAACAACAAUUUGUCUCCAUCAAAUACCAUGACUUCCCUUGUACGGUAUCUGCUUUGAUAAUAAUUUUUGAAAUGCCAUUCAUAAUCGAAAAUUGCAGGGCAAUUACGAUUUAUUCAAAUUUAUAUUGAAUCCUAUUGGUACCCAUCAAAUGGUGUUAAUGGAUCGAUAUUUCUUUGUGCCUUUGGUUUCACUGUUCUAGAUAAAAAUAUGUUCAGGCAAGUUGCUCGUUUUUGUUUCGUCAGCUAAUAGCGAGAAGCAAGUGUUGUCGGCAUUCUGUUUUUCUGUGGUUUAUCUUGAACAAUAUUUCUUACUUUGCUCAUCGUGGUCUAGGUGUAAAGCUCGCACUUGUACUUUAACAGAACAAUAAUAACAUUGACGCGUGACUUCUAAUCCAUUCAGUAUUUUUCGACGUUGAUUAUAUUAUAGCUCGUGUGCACUCAUACCUGGUACUGUAAUUUGUUUAUUUGUACAUAAAUAGGCCACGAGAUCCGAAUGACUAAAGGCGAAACAAAGACGCGUGACUAUCUCCCAGCGCUCAUAAUUUGUCUACUGAAAAUUAGUUAAAUAAACCAAUUGCUAAUUAUG